Molecule: messenger RNA, 2172 nt
Organism: Gigantopelta aegis
Lineage: Eukaryota; Metazoa; Mollusca; Gastropoda; Neomphalida; Peltospiridae
Exons: 10
Coding region: 1-2067 (688 amino acids)
Biological process (GO): homophilic cell-cell adhesion; axon guidance; dendrite self-avoidance
Cellular component (GO): axon; plasma membrane
Molecular function (GO): cell-cell adhesion mediator activity; G protein-coupled receptor activity
Source: RefSeq, a predicted model, not a curated record
AUGGCGGCGUCGUGGAGCUGUGUCGCCCUAUCGCUGCUUCUCAGUCGACUUGUAUCUGGAGGAUUCGUCACCAGCUGUGGCGGGAAGCUCACCGAGCCCCGUGGCUACAUCCAGACGCCCAACUUCCCAAACCGGUUUCCGAUCCCGAUUUCGUGCGAGUGGGUGAUCCACGCUCCCCCCGACAACAAGAUCGUCAUCUACUUCACGCAGUUUUACGUGAAAAAGUCGUUCACGAUGUCUGAGUACGACUAUUUCGAGUCGUCGACGACGUUCAAGGGGAAGAACAUCUUGGGCGAGGUGCACUUCGAGGACGCGCUGACGUCGAUGACGGCGUACAAACCGUACGUGGUGGUGGAGUUCAAGGUGCGGGACCACAACAACCUGCACCUGCGGGUGGAGGAGUACCUCCAAGACGUGUACGGCUUCAACAUCACCUACGAAACCCUCCCCCUGACUGUCGCGCGCCGACACUCGUGUUCCGUCGACCAGUGUUCGUACCUCGGCAACUGCGUGGCCAACCACGAUUACUCGGAGUACAGGUGCGAGUGUUUUGCCAACUACUCCGGCACCGAGUGUCAGUACGGACCCUACUGCAACCCGACCAUGGGGCUCAACCAGUGUGAGAACAACGGCCAAUGUCGCUACUUCUACGGCUCCAUGGUCAACACGUGCGUGUGUCUUCCGGGCUACGACGGCGUCAAGUGCCAGAUCAAGAAGAAACGACAUUUUCACUCAGUGGAGGUGAAAUCUUUAAUGUGUCUUUCAUUGCUGCCCAAGUGCGUCGCCGGAUGCAGUGACCGCUAUGAACGGACUAACAGCGGAGUUUCUACUGCUUCUGCGGUUUUGGUUUCCGCUUUCACGUGUGCUAUGCUUCAUGCGACAUACCGCGUGGACUUCUUAAUGAGACUUCACAACGACUCGUCCUCUCAGAUGCUCGAAAACCCGGACAAGAAUCCAGGACCAGUUCGCUUCAUCACCUCCAAGUUUAUAAGACAUUUCAUCAGAGCCAAUUUUACUACCGUCACAGAUGCUAACUUUGAUGGAAUAAGGCUGAUAAACGACAGACGGAUGUUGUGUUUCCACCUCUUGAUGGACGACAGCGAGCUGGACAAACUGCGCAGACAGCUGCACGACCUUGUCUUCCACGCAUCCACGCUACUGCAGCACGACCUCGCCAACUUCUUCGGUAUCUACAUCUACCUGAACCAGACCGAGGUCUCUUUCUACCCAGAUGCCAAGCUGUUGUACGUGGACACGUUUGACCAGCAGCCGGCGCUAGAGGGCGCUCUGCUGACCAUCAACUGUGCGGCGAAGGGUUCUCAGGCAAUGGUGUUCCGCUGGUACAAGGACGGCUCGCUGCUGGACACGUCGCUGAGUAACCGCAACGCCUGGCAGAUCCACAUCCCAACGACGAUCGACGGCAAGCAAACCAACGUGCUCAACAUUGACGGGGUCACCUUCUACGACAAGGGUAAAUUCACGUGCGAGAUCACCGACUUUAACCGAUCUCAGACGGACUCCGUGGUCAUUGACGUGGUCACGUACCCGCUGCUGGACCUGCGCCCUCUCAGCCAGAGCGUGGUGAAGGGCGAGUCCCUCAGCUUCCGCUGCCUGUCAUCAGACGACACGCAGGGCACGUUCGACUACAACUGGCUCAAGGACGGUGUGCCGCUGUCGGCCGCGCACCACGAGGUCGUUGAGAAGGUGCAGCCGACAGGGGAACGUCUGCUCAUCAAGACCGCCACGCGCAGCACGAGCUACACGUGCGUGAUCACCAACACGGCAGGCUCAUCCAGGAAAACGGCGUACGUCUUCGUAGCUGACGAAAACACCACCACUGCGUACUGCCCUGAACAGAUCAUACAGGGCACCACCUGGGCUCGAACUCUCGGCGGACACUUCGACAUUCAGCACUGCCCAAUAGACACCGGAGGUUAUUCGAGAAGAAACUGCAAGUGCGUCGGUGUGGCGUGUCAGUGGCAGAAACCAAACUUCGCUAAAUGCCAGUCGGGUCUUAUUGUCCACCUGUUUGAUAAAGUAGGUAUCUCACUUAGUACAUCUGUUUGAUAAAGUAGGUAUCUCACUUUGUCCAUCUGUUUGAUAAAGUAGGUAUCUCACUUUGUACAGCUGUUUGACAAAGAACGUAUCUCACUUUGUACAGCUGUUUGAUGA